CUGCGUGCGACUCGGCUACUGUCUCUCUGACUGGCUGCCCGUCUGGUUCUCUGGCUGAGUAGCUGCCUGGUUCUCUGACUGUCUGCCUGUUUCCCUGGCUGAGUAGCUGCUUGGCUGGCUGCUUUGGUACCUUUUCUGCUGCAGCACUCCGUCCAGGUCCUGCUGUUUGUCUCGUAGAAGCCUCUGGAGGUGCUGUAUUUCUGUCUGGUAGGAGGCAGCCCUCCCUGCAAAGUCCUCCUCCUGCUCUACCAGCCUCUGGCCCAGAACCCCCAGGCUGCAGGCUGCCUGCUUCUAGGGGGAGAAGAGGAGGAGACGGUCAGAACGCUGCCUGCUCCUGGAGGGAGGGAGAGGGAGAGAGAGAGAGAGAGAGAGAGAGAAAGAGAGAGAGGAGGAGGAGAGGAGACAGUCAGACCGCUGCCUGCUCCUGGAGGGAGAGAGGGAGAGGAGGAGGAGAGGAGACAGACAGACCGCUGCCUGCUCCUGGAGGGAGAGAGGGAGAGAGGAGGAGAGGAGACGUUUAGACUGCCGGCUCCCUGAGAGAGAGAGGAGACCCUGUCAGGGGGAUGGCUCCACCAGAGAAUGGACAUUUAGCACCACCACUACUACCAGCACCUUGAGGAACAUAGGAGAACUAAGGCUAUUAAGUACUCAGCCACUGGACCACUGGAGUACUCAGACACUGGACCACUGGAGUACUCAGACACUGGACUACUAGAGUACUCAGACACUGGACUACUAGAGUACUCAGACACUGGACUACUGUAGUACCUAGACACUGGACCACUGGAGUACCCAGACACUGGACUACUGGAGUACCCAGAUACUGGACUACUGUAGUACCUAGACACUGGACCACUGGAGUACCCAGACACUGGACUACUAGAGUACUCAGACACUGGACUACUGUAGUACUCAGACACUGGACCACUGGAGUACCCAGACACUGGACUACUGGAGUACUCAGACACUGGACUACUGUAGUACUCAGACACUGGACCACUGGAGUACCCAGACACUGGACUACUGGAGUACUCAGACACUGGACUACUGUAGACUCUAGACACUGGACCACUGGAGUACUCAGCCACUGGACCACCCAGACACUGGACUACUAGAGUACUCAGACACUGGACCACUGGAGUACUCAGCCACUGGACCACUGGAGUACUCAGACACUGGACUACUGUAGUACUCAGACACUGGACUACUGUAGUACUCAGACACUGGACCACUGUAGUACUCAGACACUGGAACCACUGGAGUACUCAGACACUGGACCACUGGAGUACUCAGACACUGGACCACUGGAGUACUCAGCCACUGGACCACUGGAGUACUCAGACAACGGACCUACUGCAGAGUAAGAGCAUGCGACCAUGAUGAGUGUUCCUCAGCCUGACCCAGAUGAGACGCCCCCCUCCACCAUCACUCCUGUCACCACCCCCACCCUGAGCCCCGUCACAGACGACCUGGAGUGUAAGAUCUGUUACCAGCGCUACAACGUCCACAACCGCAGGCCCAAGAUCCUGGACUGUCUCCACCGGGCGUGUACCCGCUGCCUCAACAAGAUCCUGGACAUGGGAGACGUCUUAGGCUGCAUUUCCUGUCCCUUCUGCCGACACGAAACAGAGGUCGGCGAAUGCGAGGUGUCGGGACUCCCCGACGACUCUAACAUCAUAUCCUGCCUGGCCGUCAGGGAUAAGUCCUGGAGCUCCGACCACAGCAAAGAGGUGACGCUCACCCCCAAGAGCCUGUCGUCCACCUCCCCCUCGCACCACUCCUCCAACUGUCUGGUGAUCACUACCAUGCAGGUCCAGAGGGAGAUGGGGUCCGGAGGCCGUGGCCCGGGCAGCUCAGACCACUACACAGAACCCAGCCUGGACUCCAUCUCUGUUGGUUCUAACGGGCCGGAGGUUCAGGAAGCCCUGUCCAAGUUGUGUUCUCACGUCCCCAGGAUUCUGGUGUGGCUCCUGGGGCUGUUCUACUUCGGAUCCCUGCCCCUUGGCAUCUACCUGCUGGUGAUCCAGAGGGUGACGUUGGGUAUAGUCUGUGUGAGCCUGGUACCGUCCAGUCUGACUGUUUGUCUGGUCUACGGGUUCUGCCAGUGUCUCUGCCAGGGUAGGUCUGACUGCUCGUCUAGGGGCUGACUGACUGACUCAACAGGGAUACUGACUGAUGCUGGGGGUUUGGAGGGAGGGAGGGAAAAUACUGGACUGUUGGAGUCAACAUGGAGUCCAUUACUGUUCCAAU
Molecule: messenger RNA, 2250 nt
Organism: Salmo salar (Atlantic salmon)
Lineage: Eukaryota; Metazoa; Chordata; Actinopteri; Salmoniformes; Salmonidae
Source: RefSeq, a predicted model, not a curated record